UUGUUCAAGGUUUUUUCCGGCUGGACGGAAUUGAUCCUUUAUUGCAAAGGCAGAAAGGAGUUUGACUACAAGUCCCGAUAUCAAAUGAAGAGGCAAAGAGGUAGUAAGAUGAUCGGUAAUAAUUAUGAGGAGAAGAAAAAGGCCAAACGGGUUGUUGAGAAACAGUGUGAAGAGGUGAAAAAAGAGGAAGAACAAAGAGAAAAUAAUGGUGGAGGAAAUGUUGUGAAGGAAGUGGAGUUAAUGGCUGAUCAGUGUGAUAAUAAUAAUUGGAUUAAUGAAUGGCUAUGUUCAUGGAAUAUGGGGGAUGAGCAAAUGUCAUGGGGAACAUGUUGGUCACCUGUUUGGGACAUGGAGUUUAUGGGAGAAGCUUAUAAGAACUUGUACAAUGAUGUUUUGUGGGAUGAUGAUAUUUGGGAUUUGAAAGCCAUCAAGGAAGUUCCAAGUUCUUAGAUAGAAAAACUUGAAGAAACAACUAGAGAGAACAUCAAUGCUA
This is a messenger RNA of Lycium ferocissimum, 493 nucleotides long. RefSeq lists its product as uncharacterized. The coding region runs from base 85 to 450 and encodes 121 amino acids. The transcript has a single exon. Lineage: Eukaryota; Viridiplantae; Streptophyta; Magnoliopsida; Solanales; Solanaceae. The record is from RefSeq and is a predicted model, not a curated record.